CCACGGGCGCUCCCACAUAUACAUUUGAAGAAGUUCUAACAGAAGACAGGAGUGUUUUUGCCAAUAAUGCACUAUAACGUUGGAUGCUGAUAAACCCCACCCCAGAAGAAGAAGAGUGCGAGUUGUUGAUUGAUAGAUAUCGGUUGAUAUCCAUGUGUUCAGCUGAUCUGCCGUAUGUGAAAGAGAGAGGAGCGGGGCACACUUUCUUUCAAUGUGCUGGGACAGAUAGAACUGACACAACAUGGAUAACGCCUGUGAAAAUGCCAGAUCAAGAGAAUGGAGCUAUGGUGAUGGAUACAGCCGCCAUAAUGUGGCUCAGUGGCAAAGUGCUCCCCCUGCUGGUGAAAGACAGUACCUCAUCCAACAGGAAAGGGAACGCCAGUGGCUGAACCACGAGAAAGAAGCUGCCAUAAGGGCCCACUACAACUCCCUUAGACAAAACUCUCCAAUGGACUUCCGUGGACAUGGGGCACAAGAGACCCAGCCGCCGCAUCUGUAUCAUCAGGACCAUCACAGAAGGGCUCCGAGUCAGAACAUAAGGGAUUGGCCAAAUCUCUAUGGACCCCUGAGAGGCCAGGCAUCCCCUAAUGUAACCUUACACUGCAGUGGAGAGAGAGCCCAUGUUUCUGUUAAGCAUGAACCCCACUUCCCCAGCUAUGAGUUUUUGCCCCCCCUCAUUGUCGAAAAAGGGCAUGAGGAUAUAACCCAUCACUAUAAAACUGACCGGGAUUAUAUGGUUGGUCUGAUAGUGAAUCAUAACAAUCUCCAUUACUUGGAAAGCAAAUGGCAGAUGUUAGAUGCCACCCAUUCCAAUGGACAUGCUAGAGGACAUUUUAAUGAACAUUCAAGGGGACAUUCUAAUUCCUAUUCCAGGGUUCAUUCUACUGAAUGCUCAAAGGGAAGUUCUAGGGGUGGGUCUAGUGGAUGUUCUAGGGGUGGGUCUAGUGCACGUUCUAGGGGUGGGUCUAGUGCACGUCGUAGGGGUGGCUCUACUGCAUGUUCUAGGGCUGACUCUAGUGGAUGUUCUAAGGGUGGCUCUAGUGCACGUUCUAGGGGUGGCUCUAGUGGACGUUCUAGGGGUGGCUCUAGUGGACGUUCUAGGAGUGGCUCUAGUGGACGUUCUAGGGGUGGCCCUAGUGGACGUUCUAGGGGUGGCUCUAGUGGACGUUCUAGGGGUGGCUCUAGUGGAAGUUCUAGCGUCCAUUCCAGCAGGUCUCCCAGGCUGGACUUCCAGGCUAAGCAUGUCAACCCUUUUCAAACUAUGACCAACAGUUCUCCAGACAUUCAGAACGCCAACAUCACUCCAACUGUUCCUAUGGUCAACAACAAACACAGUGAAACAACAUCAGGACAUACAACUGGUCCUGCGAGAUAUUCUACAUCACUUGUUUUUACGGAUUUCCCUUCCACGGGAGGUACAGAAUCUGGUGUUGUUGACCUAAAAGCAGCCCAGGUAACAAAUGCAGACACCCAUGGUAUACUAGGACCUAGUGUUCCUUCCCAAGCCAUAACACAACAUACAGAUCAUCUUCCUGGCAAUGCUGCUCUGGUUUCUCACACACAGACCUCUACCACCCCUGAACAGCAACAUGCUUCCUCUCCUUCUCUCACUGACACCCCUCAGGAAAAACCUCAUAAACAUAAGAUCUCACUCAAGGAAAUACAGCACUGGCCCCAGAGUGUUUUAAGAUCUAAAAAUGGACCUGUAAAUGGGAAUAACUCAACACAAGACCCCUCUCAGUCCCAACAAUCUAGCACAGAGAAGAUGGAUGUUUUACAAGCAGGCAAAACACAACUACAUCUAAACACCAAAGACUACCAGGCGAGCCCCCCUGAGAGGUUUAGUAAUGAGGACUCCACUAUACGGCUGGAGAUGAAGUCCACCCCCAGGUACAUGACCCUGACGGCAGUCGCCACCGCUCAACCCCCCCCAGUGGCUAUCGUCCCGCCAAUGGGUCCACAGCAGUCCCCAGAGCCUAUGGAGACAGAGAAUGCAGGCAAUGAGCUGCCAUUUAAGAUUUUACAGACCUGGUCCAUCAAUGAAAAACAGGCGGAAAACCUGUGGGAAAGAGCUAAAGAUGAUGCAAGUUCUCUCUCUGUCCUAAAUGAGAUGGUUCAAGUUGAGAGUCUUCUGGAGUGUGAUAAACCUGUAGAUGCAUCUGCAACAAGUUCAAUGGCAUCUACAGGAGAGGACAAUGAUGAGGUCCUUCAGGUCAUCACACAAAUGGACAAGAGAUCACCUUCACCAUUUAUCCACACCAACCCUCAGGCAACUGAUAUUGUAUGCAUCGGUGGUGCCCAGAUAAUCAUGGAAGGUAGCUCUAAUGUUGCAGAUGAGAGCACUCUUGAUUUGUCCACAAUUGCUGAAGUUCAGUUCAAGUUAUGUGCGCUGCAGCAACUGGAUACUUAUCUGGAGAGUGCGACAACAGUCACAGAGGCAAAGGAUGGUUGUCUCGGGGCCAUAUUGGAGUUGUAUCGGGGAGGGGAUACCUCUGACCUGGUAGAAGCUUUAAAAGAUCAAAUGGAUGAGAAAAUCAUGCAGGAUGUGUCUGCCUGGGCCGCAGAGGAUGAGAAGGCCGUGGUUUUCUUUGCAGUCAGUGGUAUAUCACUAGGGGAAGUGCUCGAGAAGUUUCCCAUUCCAGUACAUGUUGACACCUCUUCCCAAGUGGGUUACAGGUCAUCAUGGUUAAAUGUCAACGAGAAGCCGAAUGACAUUGACAAAGAUUCUGGAAGAGCUUGGUCUCUGUGGUUCAUACCAGAUAAAGCAGAGGACAGUUCCAAAGUGGUUGGGGGUGUCCAGAUGGAUGACACCUUCCACAGCAAGAUGGAGACUGUGGAAUUGCCUGCAGAAGCAACAGACUCAGACCUCACAACAAACACAGACCUUACGAUGGACGUAGACCCCCCAACAAACACAGACCUCCCAACAAAUGCAGACUUAGAGGCAGAACCCCGUUCCCCAAUGAUUUUGACCGUCCUCACACCAGAGGAUGCUGUGAAACUGCUUGCUGAAACAGAGGCACCAGACACAGACCUCAAAACGGUCGUAGACCUCACAACAGACUCGGACACAGAACCCCUUUCCCCAAUGAAUUUGACCAUCUUGACAUCUGAGGAUGCCAUGAGACUGUUUUGCCAGAUCGAGAAUGGCUCUGACCUCCAAUUCGCGUCCCCUGAAUCCUGCUCUAAAGACAAAGAUAAGACACAGACAAAGCAACUAGAGAAUAUAGAAAGUGGCAGCUUAGAUAAGUCCUGCUACUGUCCUUGUGGUAUUGAAACUGACAAUGGGUUUGAAAUGGGCCUAUGCUCCAGUUGUCAGAGAGAGAAAGGAUUGCAGCAAGAUACAAGAUGCAUAACAAUCGCUCACUGCUUUACCAUGUCAUGUACAAAUGAUCAGGAGACAGAGGUCCCCAAGGACUCUGGGGGGAAGGUGACUGUUGACAGUCAAUGCAGGGACAAGAAGCAGAUACAUUCAACUGAAGAAGAGGGUGAUGACAAUAAAUCCAGUGACAAUAAGACACAGGGUGAAAUGCAGCAAUGGACAGGCGUCAUACCGAUCAUUGACUUUUUUUUCUGGUCAGAUACAAGUGAGGAUUCCGAUCAGGAGACAGAGGAGAGCUAUAAUGAGCAACAUGCUCAGAUUGAGGCUCAUGCUUCUAAUGUGAAAAGGACAGAGCCUGAAACUGAUGCCAAAGCACUAUGUGAGUCAGCCCAAGAACGUACGACCCAAAGCAAAGUCAGUCCUGGUUCUGAGGAUAGAUGGCAAGAGAAGGACCAAGACUGCAGGACGAGUACAUUACCACUUCCCAAGGUUGAAAACCCCUCUACGUUAAGAGCUAACAUCAUAGCAGACAACUGGUGUUCACCUAUAGAGGACUGUGGUUCACCUGUAGAAAAGUAUGACAAAGUUGCUGACUUUGUCACUCAAUACAAAACCUGCAAGUCAAAGAAAAAAGUACAUCAAAAAAUGGAAAAGGAGAAGACCCUCCAUCCAACGUCAUCUGACAGGCAACGUUACAAGAAAAGCCAUGGGAGAGCAGAGAGGGGAAGGACACCAUCCCAAACCACUAAGUGCUCUGGGUUGAAGGCAACGAUGAAUGAUCAAUGCAGGGACACGAAGCCACAUGCAUCACACAAGAAGAGACAUUCAACUGAGAGUGAUGAAAAUCGAUGUAAAGACAAGAAGAGGGGAUCAUCAACUGUGAAAGAGCGUGAAGGCUGUCAAUCCAGGGACAAGAAGCCACCGAAGAGGAGACAUUCAACUGAGAAAGAGAGAGAGGACAAUCAAAGUAGAGACAAGAUGUCACAGAAGAGGAGAAAUUCAACUGAAACUGACGGCAGGAACUCAGACUCCAAAGAGUUACAGUGCCAGUUGGUGGACAUAGAGAGGAGCAGUGGAAACUCACUCCCGUGCCCUGGGGUGAAAACCCUCCAUGUGCAGGGAUCCUCAACCACCACCAUUCCUCUCAAAAUCUCCAUAAACAUCGCCAAAAAGCCUUCCAUAAACGCCUCACCCUCAAAACAUGCAGAGGAAAUCCUCAAAAUCCCGAAGACUAAAGCCCAGAACGAAACUAACAGACACUGCUCCCUUACAAAGUCGGUGUCUCCUGUUGUCAAAGAGAGGCAGAGGAAUGGCGGCAAACAAAAGCAAACAAUUCAAUGCUUAAAAAUCAGAUUGGAAAAGCUGUCCUUACCCCAAAAUCUUGUCAGGAAAGGUUGUCCACCAAGCCGGAAGAGGGAGGAAGGUUCUCCACCAAGGCAGAAGAGGGUGGCAGAUAGAGGAGAGCCUGAGGGUUUGGGGGUGAAGGUUUCUAAGCAUCCUGACUUGUCCAAGAAACUAAAACGUAAGGCACAGAGCGACUUGAAAUCCCAACAGAAUUUGACAAAGAUUCCGAAGGUGUUGAAUGGAAUGUUUUCAAAAAGUGAGUGUAAGAAUGAUUCGCCGCCAAGGAUUCUGAAGCUUCCGAGUACUCCAGAGGUUUCAAAGGAUUGGCAUGAGAGAGAGAACAGGAAAAAGCCAUCUCCCAGUGCUUCACCUGAAUCACAAAUGCUGGACAAACCUGCAAGAGUGGCACACAAGCCCAAAUCUUUUAUCAAACUUGCCAGUCCCAGUGGUUACAGCCCAGGUGGUCAUACUUGCCCUAAUACGGCCAUGGUGUCACCGUCACAUGGCAACGUAGAUUUUGGGGAAAAGUCUCUGCGAGGCAACAGGUGUUCUCAGAUUGGGAGAGCAGCUUUGUCCCGACUCCAACCCCCCGGACUCGCAGGCGAUCAGGGUGUCCUCCAGAGGAAGUGGAAGGUUCACAGGCCAGUCCCAGGUCCAGCUCGGAGACCAGGAUCAUCCGACCCAUUCUAAAACGUGUCGAUGCUCCGCCGAAACCCAAGCGGAACAUCAGCUUUCCUUUGAAUCCAAGGAAAGUGCACUACUUCAAGCCCUGUGAAUAUGAAAAUUACGCCAUGUUCAACAGGUCUUACACAGAUCCUGAAGAUGCACAGUGUUCUGAAGAUGCUCCUGUGAACUGCCAGAACACGGAGGAACAGUCCCCCGUUAUGGAAGAGAAGCUGCGAGAUAUAGGGGAGCUGAAGCCUGGACCAAGUGUUUUUUGUGAAAAGAGCUUCAAAAGGAAGUGGCAAAUGCAGGAUCCUGCUGCCAUUUUGAUGAAGAGUAUUUGUCAGGCAAAGCAUUGGACGAAGUCUCUCCAUCGUGAACCUCCGAAAGACUUCAGACACUCAGCAAAAAUAACUGGAGUUGGUUACAAGUGGUCUGAGAAGCAGAAGAAGAGGCCAAAUUAAAUUGAAGAAAAAUCUCAGACCUAGACUGACUGACUGUUGGGUUCUGAUUGGAAUCAUCUAGAUGAAAGGGUUCCUCUCUGAAUGCAAGCCCCCUUCACGGUCACCAUCCAGGUUCCUCUCAGAAUGCAAGUCACGGUCACCAUCCAGGUUCCUCUCAGAAUGUAAGUCCCCGUCACGGUCACUGUCCACGUUCCUCUCAGAAUGUAAGCCCCGUCGUGGUCACCAUUCAUCCUCCAGCCAGGGGAGAAGAGUUGAGCCAACAGCCAGGCACCAUAGCUCUCCCAUGGAUGAAUGGAACAAGCGGUGGUCAGGAGAGAUGUGAUUCGUAAGCAUAUCAGUCGGACAUGACAGGAUACACCAGACAGAACAGUAGUUGAUGUCAACCUGCAAAGACAAUACUUUUACCUCAAACCUGACAUCGUGCCUAUGCUGUUCUUAAAAAAAAAAACUUGAAACCCUACAUAUUUAGGCUACAUUAUGCAGUUUACUUUUCAUCUGUUUUUAAAUGAAUAAAUGUCUGAUUUCUCUCCCUAAUUAAUAGGGUCGGUUAGCUGUGGUUGAAGUCAGCAGUGUGUAUUAUAUAGUAUGUACAUGUGUUAUUGUUACUCUGGACACCUAACGGUGAUUGGUGUUUGGUUACCUGUAUUCCUAUAGUAUUGUUUGCCUACAUUGUUAGGACACCAUCAUAGUGAUGGUAUUGGACAUUGUUUGUUUACAGUGUUUUCUAUUGCAACCAGAACCAAAACUUAAGGGAAGAAAAACCCUUUUUUAACGCUGGUGGUAAAGUGGAUAAAUGUAUCAUGGAUAUCGACAUUAAAUGAUGUUUGAAAGCCAUUAUGUCGCUUUUUUAAAAUUAGAUUUCUUGCACUGGUUUAUAGUUUUGUGGCCAUAGAUGACUUUUUGGGUUUUGAGGAAUGUAUGUAGUUUACAGGUCACUGGUUUUAUACUACGCCUUAAAGUUGUCAAUCCCAUGUUUUGUUUUUAAUAUGGGUCCAUUUUUGUACGUUUUGAUGCUGUAUUGUUUAUUUUUAUGUACACCUCUGUUUACUGUAUUGUUAUGGUACUGAAAUGAUAUAAAUAUAGAAAAUA
This is a messenger RNA of Oncorhynchus nerka (sockeye salmon), 6882 nucleotides long. RefSeq lists its product as uncharacterized. NCBI's taxonomy places the organism in Eukaryota, Metazoa, Chordata, Actinopteri, Salmoniformes, Salmonidae. The transcript is spliced from 5 exons. Bases 242 to 5356 code for a protein of 1704 amino acids. The record is from RefSeq and is a predicted model, not a curated record.